Cygnus atratus (black swan) is the source of this 2566-nucleotide messenger RNA. RefSeq names its product TAFA chemokine like family member 5 (gene TAFA5). Gene Ontology annotation, biological process: G protein-coupled receptor signaling pathway. Gene Ontology annotation, molecular function: G protein-coupled receptor binding; receptor ligand activity. Lineage: Eukaryota; Metazoa; Chordata; Aves; Anseriformes; Anatidae. The coding region runs from base 1 to 399 and encodes 132 amino acids. The record is from RefSeq and is a predicted model, not a curated record. The transcript has 4 exons.
AUGGCUCCAGCUCCCAGGAGAAGCAGUAGAAAAGAUGUCAACGCCUUGCCGAGCAUGUCCUCAACUUUCUGGGCUAUCAUGAUCCUGGCCAGUCUACUAAUCGCUUACUGCAGUCAACUGGCUGCAGGUACAUGUGAGAUUGUUACUUUGGACAGAGAUAGCAGUCAGCCCCGAAGGACUAUAGCCCGACAAACAGCUCGCUGUGCAUGUAAAAAAGGACAGAUUGCCGGUACAACAAGAGCAAGGCCAGCCUGUGUUGAUGCACGAAUUAUCAAAACAAAACAGUGGUGUGAAAUGCUUCCAUGUUUAGAAGGAGAAGGCUGUGAUUUGCUAAUCAAUAAAUCAGGCUGGACCUGUACACAACCAGGAGGUCGGAUAAAGACAACCACGGUCUCCUGACAAAUGCAGCAACACAGAAUCCUCGUAGGAGUGGUUUAGGCUCUGUGUGAGCUACUUAGUCAAGUUUCACUGCUGUGGAUCAUCAUCCGUUCUAUGUCAUCAACUCAAUUGUCUGUAUCUUUGUAUCUCAUGAAAGACAGCAUAAUUCCUCUACAUUAUGAGCUAAAGUUUGUUCUACCAUACUAAGGAUCGCUGGACUAAGGAAUAUAGAAAAAAGAGAUAUGCUUGGGCAUUAGCAAUACAAAAAAAGUUCAUGGUUAACGUUUCAUCUGCGUGAUACACCACUGCUGGACUUGCUGUUAUCUACAUGUUUUAAUCCGAAGAGUCUGCUACAAUGAAGAGUAUCAUCCCAAUCAGCCUUAGAGAAGACUGUUUUGCCUAUGGGAGGACACUGAGGUGCAAAAGAGAAACUCUUCUUGUGCCCUAAACUGUCUGAAUUGCUUUUAUUUUCUUAUACUUUCAAUAUAUACAAUAGACCAAAGAGCAAAAUCUAUUUUAAAGUGGACACAAUCUUACUGUUAACAGAGUUAUGUCGUUAAAUUGUAGGGGGUCUCCACAAAGACAUGACUCCAGCUUUCACAAAGCUGAGCUGUUGUCCAGCAGAAGUCUUUAUGGAAAGCUGCAGUAAAAACUAACCCAGAGACCAGCUCUUGAAAUGCCACUUUCGAGAGAACAUAAUGGAGCACUGAGAGGAAAUGACCUAUGUUUGAAAAACUUGGACAAAAAGAACACAAACUGUCUACACGGCACCUUUAUUCCUCUGUACUUAGAUUGACUUUCUCGUACUAAAAUCAUUUUCAGUUUUAACCAGUUAAACAUGCCUCUUCUACAGUUCCAUUUUUGAUAGUUAAAGUUGGAUAAUACAGUAUUUGCAAAGAGCAUGUUUGGUCAUCUGUGGCCUAUGUCUCAUCUGAUACACCAUUUAGCACCAGAAAGCAAAUUAAAAAGAAAACAAAAGUAACACUUGUUUGAAAGAGAUCAUUAAAUGUAUUUUGAAAAGCCUAAAGUUAUAUAUUUAACAGUUUUUAUAUGUUGUAUAUUUGUAGAAAAUCCUAUUUAACAAUUAACGUGAUAACUCUGACAGUCAUGACAAGUGGUUCAGAGUUAAGUUGUGUUUUAUUACUUCAGUUGUCUCUGAAGUGACUGGUGUCGUUUGCUUUCUUCCAUUGGGACAUUCUGGAUGUGAAGCAUGACCAGAGAGGACUGUGUAGAAAAAGCAAAGAAUAAUGUUGUUUAUAUUACAUAAAUGCAUUCAACCAUUGCACUGUUGGAAGGCAUUUUUUAUUUUUAUUUUUUUUUUGUCUUUACGUACUGAUAAAAAUAGAGUGUAAAAUAUUUUACUCAUUGCUCUUCAUAGCAAGGUUUGUUUCUCUCUCUCUCUCUCUGUCCUACUUUUAUGUAAUACAGUGUAAGGGUCUGUUUGCAGCCUGUUCCUUGAUCCCAUUUUCAGUGUUUUACCUCAUUGUUAGAAAGUCCACUGUUUCAGCAUUAUUGGUUAGUGAAAAUUUAGCAAUGAUGAGGGGAAAAAUAUGAUAAACCAGAGAAACAAACAAACAAACAAAACUUGCUCCCUUUUAAUAUACCUUUCUAUGUGUAAGUUUCGUACAUACCGGUAUGAUGCACUCAAGAAGGAAGCUUCAUUUCCUCCUGGCAAAUGUAUUAAGGUUUCAAGUAUACUACCUAAUACUCCAAUUAACUUUUAGUAUUAUGCUAGUUCUAUGCUACUAAAGAAAAAUAUAUAGAGAUUGUUCAAGUGACCAUAGUUGAAAGUUUCAAAAAUGAAAAGUUGAUUAAAGAAUUUUUUUAAGGCCUGUUCUAAUACAGGCCUCUUCUUACUUAAUGAAGAGGUUACAGGAAAGAUGAACUAUAGAUGAUUUUGUCUUCAAGUAAAAUAAAUAUAUACAAAUUAUUAUUUAAUCUUAGGAUUUUGACCAGUGUCAAGGUAGCAAUUAAAGCCCAGCCACUUGAAAAGUGUUAUGGACUGACUGCACUAUAAAUUACCAAUGUCAGGUUUAAAAUGUCAUGCAAUAAAUGAUGGUAAAUACAUUUACUGUAUAUGUAGACCUCAAGAGCCAGAUCCCUCACUCUACCAACUCUCUGUUUUGAUUUAUUUUAAAGGGAGUGUAGUAGCCUUAUUUAGUUAAUACAGAACAAUUAAAGAUGUUAC